AUAAAAAGCAGGUAGCUAUUAAAAAAAAUCAAGGUUAUUAAAAUUUUCAAUGCCAAAAAUAUCGAACAAAAUUUGUUAUUGUUACAAUUUUCAUUAAGUGGUGAACGUGGUAAAGUACUCAGGUGCAUUUCUUAUAGCAUUCGAGCUCGGGCACAUUGAGCGAGUGAGUACAGUGACUAUAGUUAAUUUGAAAAUGUCAACCAAAUCCGCGAGCGAAAUUCUGGCUACGGCCAGAAACUCCUUUAACAACGGCAAGACCAAGUCGAGGGAGUUCAGAGAGAAACAACUUCGGGCUCUUUUGCGACUCUACGACGAAAACGAAACAGAAAUUAUUGAAGCGCUAGCCGACGAUCUUAAGAAACCGAAAGUUGAAGCUGUCUUAGCUGAAGUGGAAUACUUGAGGAACGACGUCAGAGGAUUCAUAUAUGGAUUGAAGGAGUUCAUGGAACCUGAAUAUGUCGAAAAACCUCUGGCAUACGUAAUGGACACGGUCUUAAUCAGGCCGGAACCUUACGGAGUCGUCUUGAUUAUAGGCGCUUGGAACUACCCCAUACAACUGAGCUUGGCUCCACUCGCAAGUGCAAUUGCUGCUGGUAACUGCGCUGUAGUGAAACCAUCCGAGGUAGCACCUGCUUCAGCAAAACUCAUCGCAAGAUUGUUACCGAAAUAUUUGGACAACGAAUGUUACUUCGUUUAUAAUGGAGGUGUUCAAGAAACUACCGAACUGCUCAAAAAUAAAUUCGAUUACAUAUUCUACACCGGAUCCACUGAAGUGGGCAAAAUCAUCUACAAAGCAGCCGCACAAAAUCUCACACCAGUUACAUUGGAACUGGGAGGCAAAAGUCCUGUGUACUUAGACGAGUCAGCAGAUAUAGAUGUGGCAGCUGCCAGGAUAAUGUGGGGCAAGUGUUUGAAUGCUGGACAGACGUGCAUCGCUCCAGAUUACGUUCUCUGUACGAGCGCAGUGCAGGAGAAGUUUAUCGAAGCUGCCAAGAAGAAACUCAAGCAAUUUUACGGUGAUAAUAUUCAAAACUCGCCGGAUUACAGUAGAAUUAUUAACAACAAUCACAUGCAACGUAUUUUAAAAUUACUUGAAGGUAAUAUCCUAUUUUACUUCUUUUAUGUUUUUUUCAUUACCUGUAUUUCAGGUCAGAAAAUAGCUGUUGGUGGUGAUCAUGACAUAAAUGAAAGAUAUAUUGAACCUACUAUCGUCACAGAUGUAAAACCAACUGAUCCUAUAAUGCAGAACGAGAUAUUUGGACCCCUUUUACCGAUUUAUAAUGUAAAUAGUGCUGAUGAAGCGAUAGAAUUCAUAAAUUCCAGAGAGAAACCUUUGGCAUUGUAUGUUUUCUCGAGUAAUAAGGAAAUCGUUGAUUUAUUCUUGAACAAUACGUCCAGCGGCAACUUUUUGUCCAACGACACUAUUAUGCAUUUUUCAUGUGAAUCAAUACCUUUUGGUGGUGUUGGGAGCAGUGGAAUAGGUAUGUAUCACGGAAAAUUCGGUUUCGACACAUUUUCCCACAAGAAGGGCACGCUAUUGCGUUCUCUCAAUAAAUUUGGGGAACAAAUGCAAACUCUAAGAUAUCCACCAUAUAACGACAGCAAACUGGAUGCGAUGGUAACUGCAACUAAGACAAGAGCUCCAAUUCCGGGAAAAAAGUACUUGAAAACAGCAUUGAUCUUCAGUUUGGGCAUACUUGUCACAAUUGGUUCUAAUUGGUUGUCUGCUUUGAAUAAUCAGAGAAAACAUUAGUGUUAUAAUUGUUAUUUUAAUUUCUAUUCAGUUGUUUUUAUUUUAAUACAAAAUUUUAAAAAACCUA
Molecule: messenger RNA, 1820 nt
Organism: Aethina tumida (small hive beetle)
Lineage: Eukaryota; Metazoa; Arthropoda; Insecta; Coleoptera; Nitidulidae
Product: aldehyde dehydrogenase, dimeric NADP-preferring
Exons: 6
Coding region: 194-1753 (519 amino acids)
Biological process (GO): aldehyde metabolic process
Cellular component (GO): cytoplasm
Molecular function (GO): aldehyde dehydrogenase (NAD+) activity
Source: RefSeq, a predicted model, not a curated record